GGGCGGUCACCAAUGGGUGCCGGCUCCCGAGGAGAGGGCGGAGGAGAGGAGGAAGGAGGCGGAAUCUGGGCCCCGGCCCCAUUCAUUGCCGCGGCCCGCCGGGCGGGGGUCCCGUGUUCUCGGAGUCAUGGAGGCGCUAAUUCCUGUGAUCAACAAGCUCCAGGACGUCUUCAAUACCGUGGGCGCCGACAUCAUCCAGUUGCCUCAGAUAGUCGUGGUGGGGACGCAGAGCAGUGGAAAGAGCUCAGUGCUAGAGAGCCUAGUGGGGAGGGACCUGCUUCCCAGAGGCACUGGUAUUGUCACCCGGAGACCUCUCAUUCUGCAGCUAGUCCAUGUUUCACCUGAAGAUCAGCGAAAAACAUCAGGAGAAGAAAAUGACCCUGCUACAUGGAAAAACUCAAGACACCUUUCUAAAGGAGUUGAAGCAGAGGAGUGGGGUAAAUUUCUUCACACCAAAAAUAAGCUUUACACAGAUUUUGAUGAAAUUCGACAAGAAAUUGAGAAUGAAACAGAGAGAAUUUCAGGAAAUAAUAAGGGAGUAAGCCCUGAACCAAUUCAUCUUAAGAUUUUUUCACCCAACGUUGUGAAUCUGACACUUGUGGAUUUGCCAGGAAUGACCAAGGUGCCUGUAGGUGAUCAACCUAAAGAUAUUGAGCUUCAAAUCAGAGAGCUCAUUCUUCGAUUCAUCAGUAAUCCAAAUUCCAUUAUCCUCGCUGUCACUGCUGCUAAUACAGAUAUGGCAACAUCAGAGGCACUUAAAAUUUCAAGAGAGGUAGAUCCAGAUGGUCGAAGAACUCUAGCUGUAAUCACUAAACUUGAUCUCAUGGAUGCGGGUACUGAUGCCAUGGAUGUAUUAAUGGGAAGGGUUAUACCAGUCAAACUUGGAAUAAUUGGAGUAGUGAACAGUUUAACCUUUGUUAGGUUACUAAUGCAUCACAUCAGAGAUUGCUUACCAGAGUUGAAGACAAGAAUAAAUGUUUUAGCUGCUCAAUAUCAGUCUCUUCUAAAUAGCUAUGGUGAACCUGUAGAUGAUAAAAGUGCUACUUUACUCCAGCUUAUUACCAAAUUUGCCACAGAAUAUUGUAAUACUAUUGAAGGAACUGCAAAAUAUAUUGAAACUUCAGAACUAUGCGGUGGUGCUAGAAUCUGUUACAUUUUCCAUGAGACUUUUGGGAGAACCUUAGAAUCUGUUGACCCACUAGGUGGCCUUAACACUAUUGACAUAUUGACUGCCAUUAGAAAUGCUACUGGUCCCCGUCCAGCUUUGUUUGUGCCUGAAGUUUCAUUUGAAUUACUGGUCAAGCGGCAGAUCAAACGCCUGGAAGAGCCGAGCCUCCGCUGUGUGGAGCUGGUUCAUGAGGAAAUGCAAAGGAUCAUUCAGCAUUGCAGCAAUUACAGUACCCAGGAGCUGUUGCGGUUUCCUAAACUUCAUGAUGCCAUAGUUGAAGUAGUGACUUGUCUUCUUCGUAAACGGUUGCCAGUCACAAAUGAAAUGGUCCAUAACUUAGUGGCAAUUGAAUUGGCUUAUAUCAACACAAAACAUCCAGAUUUUGCUGAUGCUUGUGGGCUAAUGAACAAUAAUAUAGAGGAACAAAGGAGAAACAGGCUAGCAAGAGAAUUGCCUUCAGCUGUAUCACGAGAUAAGUCUUCUAAAGUUCCAAGUGCUUUGGCACCUGCCUCCCAGGAGCCCUCCCCUGCUGCUUCUGCUGAGGCUGAUGGCAAGUUAAUUCAGGACAGCAGAAGAGAAACUAAAAAUGUUUUAUCUGGAGGCGGUGGGGUUGGAGAUGCUGUUCAAGAACCAACAACAGGCAACUGGAGAGGAAUGCUGAAAACUUCAAAAGCUGAAGAGUUAUUAGCUGAAGAAAAAUCAAAACCAAUUCCAAUUAUGCCGGCUAGUCCACAGAAAGGCCAUGCUGUGAAUCUGUUGGAUGUGCCUGUUCCUGUUGCACGCAAACUAUCUGCCCGUGAGCAGCGAGAUUGUGAAGUUAUUGAACGACUCAUCAAAUCUUACUUUCUUAUUGUCAGAAAGAAUAUUCAAGACAGUGUGCCAAAGGCAGUAAUGCAUUUUUUGGUUAAUCAUGUGAAAGAUACUCUUCAGAGUGAGUUAGUAGGACAGCUGUAUAAAUCAUCCUUAUUGGAUGAUCUUCUGACUGAAUCUGAGGACAUGGCACAACGUAGGAAAGAAGCAGCUGAUAUGCUAAAGGCAUUACAAGGAGCAGGUCAAAUUAUUGCUGAAAUCAGAGAGACUCAUCUUUGGUGAAGAGAACUACAUAAGACUGAGACUUUGUUGACUCGAAAGUUACUGCCUACUUGAGUAGAUUUUUAUUUAUGAACUCCUAUGUAUUACAAUGGUAUGAACUGCUCAUGUGAAGACUGGCUAUACACUGAAAACUGUACUCUGUAUUACAGAAUGAAAUCACAUAAUCCGAAUAAAUGGCUGUUUCUAAAGUUUCCCAGUAUAUAUAAAAUACAUCAACUCUUUCUUGUGAUAGUUUCAUUUGAACUUAAAAGAAAUGCUAAUGUUCUCAUUGUACAAGCAGCUUACCCGUGUAAUCUGUUAGUAGUCUUAACGCUGCUACCACGGUCCUUCAAGAAAAACGCACCAAAACAUUUCAUACGACUGUACUGCAUGCAUUAUAUAAGCUGAUCUGGCUUUGAAAGAUGCGGGUUGACAAGUUACUCAUAGUCACUGUAUUCCACCUGUCCUUAUUAGUUCUAUCUCUGCAACCUUUGAUGUGUUAGUCAGAAAGGUGGAUGUACAGAGGAUCGCUAACAGUGACAAUGAUGCAUUGUGCAUAAUGGGUAGCCACAGAGCCCUUCCAUUUCUUGGUCCACAUUGCCCUAGUGCAUUAAAAUAUCUGAUUCUUACUCAAACCUAGAAGCAAGUACUACAUUUUCCUGUAUUAAAAACAACCACCUACACUUGAUUUUAUAGUAAGACUUAGAGGCUCUAAAAAAAAUUCAGAUAUAUCUUAAAAUUGCGGCACUUAACACCAUGCUCUUUCUUGGAGGGGGGACUUAAAACCAAAUUCUGUGCUAGAUCAGUAAGUAUUACAUGAUAAUUGUUACUUUUGCUUCACACCAGCAAAAUUAGCAUAGAGGUAUGACAAUACUGGUGGAGCCUUAUUAAAAAAAAAAAAAACCAUGCUGACACACUCCUAAUGGCUUAUAGACAACUAAUUUGUAUUCAGGAGUGAGGUUUAGAACAUAUAUUUUAUUAAAAUUCCUCAGGUGAUUUUUGAUAUGAAUUACAUUAUAAAUGUUAAGAUAAUGGUCAAAAUUCUUAAGGCAUCUAGCAGAUAUUAAAAUUUCUUUUUAAGUUACAAUAUUUAUGAAGGACUAUUGACAAUAUAAAUAUAUCUGUUAACUUUAGGUACCCAUUUACUAAGAAACAACAGGCUCACCAACUUAUCUCAAACAUAAAAAAACCCAGAUUCAAAUCUUGAUAGAAUACAUCGCAUCAAAAUGUUUGUUAGUGCACUUUAAAAUCACUCUGCCAUCUUUAAACAUUAGCUUUGAAUUAUACCAUUCAUGUUUACUUACUUUAGACAGAUUAGAUAACUACUGUUUUAGCCUUUUGAAUUUAUAAGGGGGAAAAUUACCUUCUAACGCAUCUUUCUCCAGUAUAUCAAACAGAUUUCCAAUUAAAAAAUGUUCCCUUUAAAGACAUGGUAUGGUAAUGCACUUUCUAGUACUACAUACCUUGUACUAGUACAAAGCAAAAUAGGCAAGAGAGGUGUGGCAAGUGAAACCUUCGUUGGCUCUAAACUGGGUGAAGUUCUGAAAUGUGGAGAUAAUCUAUGACAUUUAUAAUGGAUACCUGUAUGUUCUUGCUGUGUAAAUAAAAUUGCUGGUAUGAAAUGACAUUAAAGUUUAUCAAUAAAUGAA
This is a messenger RNA of Myotis davidii, 3888 nucleotides long. RefSeq names its product dynamin 1-like (gene DNM1L). Gene Ontology annotation, biological process: mitochondrial fragmentation involved in apoptotic process; mitochondrial fission. Bases 128 to 2260 code for a protein of 710 amino acids. The transcript is spliced from 20 exons. Gene Ontology annotation, cellular component: mitochondrion; microtubule; membrane. The record is from RefSeq and is a predicted model, not a curated record. Gene Ontology annotation, molecular function: microtubule binding; GTP binding; GTPase activity. Lineage: Eukaryota; Metazoa; Chordata; Mammalia; Chiroptera; Vespertilionidae.